AGAGAAUCAGGAGCAGCACCUACCACAGAAUCAGAAGCAGCACCUGUCAGAGAAUCAGAAGCAGCACCGGCCAUAGAAUCAGAAGCAGCACCUGCCAUAGAAUCAGAAACAGCACCUGCCAUACAAUCAGAAGCAGCACCUGUCAGAGAAUCAGCAGCACCUGCCAUAGAAUCAGAAGCAGCACCUGCCAGAGAAUCAGAAGCAGCACCUGCCACAGAAUCGGAAGAAGCACCUGCGAUAGAAUUAGAAGCAGCACCUGCCAUAGAAUCAGAAGCAGCACCUGCCAUAGAAUCAGAAGCAUCACCUGCCACAGAAUCGGAAGAAGCACCUGCCAUAGAAUUAAAAGCAGCACCUGCCACAGAAUCAGAAGCAGCACCUGCCAUAGAAUCAAAAGCAGCACCUGCCACAGAAUCGGAAGAAGCACCUGCCAUAGAAUUAGAAGCAGCACCUGCCACAGAAACGGAAGAAGCACCUGCCAUAGAAUUAAAAGCAGCACCUGCCAGAGAAUCAGAAGCAGCACCUGCCAUAGAAUCAAAAGCAGCACCUGCCACAGAAUCGGAAGAAGCACCUGCCACAGAAUCAGAAGAAGCACCUGCCACAGAAUCGGAAGCAGUACCUGCCAUAGAAUCAAAAGCAGCACCUGCCACAGAAUCGGAAGAAGCACCUGCCAUAGAAUUAGAAGCAGCACCUGUCACAGAAUCAGAAGCAGCACCUGCUACAGAAUCAGAAGAAGCACCUGCUACAGAAUCAGAAGCAGCACCUGUCGUAGAUACAGAAGCAGCACCUGCCACAGAGUCGGAAACAGCACCUGCCACAGAAUCGGAAGAAGCACUUGCCAUAGAAUCAGAGGCAGCACCUGUAAUAGAAUCGGAAGCAGCACCUGCCAUAGAAUCAAAAGCAGCACCUGUCACAGAAUCAGAAGAAGCACCUGCCACAGAAUCGGAAGCAGCACCUGCCACAGAAUCAGAAGAAGCACCUGCCAUAAAAUUAGAAGCAGCACCUGCAACAGAAUCGGAAGCAGCACCUGCCAUAGAAUCAGAAGCAGCACCUGCAACAGAAUCGGAAGCAGCACCUGCCAUAGAAUCAGAAGCAGCACCUGUCAUAGAAUCAGAAGCAGCAACUGCCACAGAAUCGGAAGCAGCACCUGCCAUAGAAUCAAAAGCAGCACCUGUCACAGAAUCAGAAGAAGCACCUGCCACAGAAUCGGAAGCAGCACCUGCCACAGAAUCAGAAGAAGCACCUGCUACAGAAUUGGAAGCAACACCUGCCACAGAAUCGAAAGCAGCACCUGAUACAGAAUCAGAAGAAGCACCUGCCACAGUAUCAGGAGAAGCACCUGCCACAGAAUCAGAAGCAGCAUCUGACACAGAAUCAGAAGAAGCACCUGCCACAGAAUCAGAAGCAGCAUCUGACACAGAAUCAGAAGAAGCACCUGCCACAGAAUCGGAAGAAGCACCUGUCACAGAAUCAGAAGCAGCAUCUGACACCGAAUCAGAAGAAGCACCUGCCACAGAAUCAGAAGCAGCACCUGCUACAAAAUCAGAAGCAACACCUGUCACAGAAUCAGAAGCAGCACCUGCCACAGAAUCAGAAGCAGCACCUUCUACAGAAUCGAAAGCAGCACCUUCUACAGAAUCGAAAGCAGCACCUGCAACAGAAUUGGAAGCAGCACUUACCCCUGUAGCAGAUGCAGGUCCUAUCACUGUAACAGAUGCAGCACCUGUCACUGUAGCAGAUGCUGCACCUGUCACUGUAGCAGAUGCAGCACUUGUCACUGUAGCAGAUGCAGCACUUGUCACUGUAGCAGAUACAGCACUUGUCACUUUAGCAGGUGCAGCACUUGUCACUGUAGCAGAUGCAGCACCUGUCACUGUAGCAGAUGCAGCACCUGUCACUGUAGCAGAUGCAGCAAUUGUCACUGUAGCAGAUGCAGCACAUGUCACUGUAGAAGAUGCAGCACCCGUCACUAUAACAGAUGCAGCACCCGCCACUAUAGCAGAGGAAGCACCCGCCACUAUAGCAGAGGAAGCACCUGCUACUGAAAUAUGUCAAGCGUUUACUGCUGGUAUCGAGGCAGCAUUUGCUGAUACAGCAGGAGCUGUUGAUGAAGUCGCGGAAGCACCUGUCGCUGAGGCAAAGGCAGCACCCAAUACUGUUGCAGAACUCGCCGUUGAAGCAGAGGCCACUGAAGCAGAGGCCAUUGAAGCAGAGGCCACUGAAGCAGAGGCCACCGAAGCAGAGGCCACUGAAGCAGAGGCCACUGAAGCAGAGGCCAUUGAAGCAGAGACCACCGAAGCAGAGGCCACCGAAGCAGAGGCCACUGAAGCAGAGGCCACUGAAGCAGAGGCCAUUGAAGCAGAGGCCACCGAAGCAGAGGCCACUGAAGCAGAGGCCACUGAAGCAGAGGCCACUGAAGCAGAGGCCACUGAAGCAGAGUCUGGUGCUGCCAAUGAAGCAGAAGUGAAUGAUGUCAAGGCAGCAUGUGAAGCAAAGAAAACACCAGCUACUGAGUUAGAAGAGAUUGGACUUGCUACCGACAUCGAAGCAGCUGAAGAGGGAUUAACAUCUACAGCAGAUGAAGAGAAAGAAGCAGAGUACGUGUCUGUAUCUAAACCAGCUUUAUCUUUUUUCCAAAGAUUUAUAAGAUUCUUUUUCCGUAGCAAGAGACCAGCGUCGUAGAUAAAGUAGUCCGGGGACCAUCAGGAUUCAUCAAGCAUUUACGCAACCACUUACAAAAGAUGUUCAUCUUUCCUCAAUCAUGGCGCCUUUGUUUACAUUUAUUAAACAGUUUACGGGCUUGG
Procambarus clarkii (red swamp crayfish) is the source of this 2801-nucleotide messenger RNA. The record is from RefSeq and is a predicted model, not a curated record. NCBI's taxonomy places the organism in Eukaryota, Metazoa, Arthropoda, Malacostraca, Decapoda, Cambaridae.